Gadus chalcogrammus (walleye pollock) is the source of this 672-nucleotide messenger RNA. RefSeq names its product helt bHLH transcription factor (gene helt). Gene Ontology annotation, biological process: anterior/posterior pattern specification; regulation of transcription by RNA polymerase II; regulation of neurogenesis. The transcript is spliced from 5 exons. Gene Ontology annotation, cellular component: nucleus. Gene Ontology annotation, molecular function: DNA-binding transcription factor activity, RNA polymerase II-specific; protein dimerization activity; RNA polymerase II cis-regulatory region sequence-specific DNA binding. The record is from RefSeq and is a predicted model, not a curated record. Lineage: Eukaryota; Metazoa; Chordata; Actinopteri; Gadiformes; Gadidae. Bases 1 to 672 code for a protein of 223 amino acids.
AUGGCGUCCAAACUCAAAGAGCGAAAGAGAACCCCAAUCUCUCACAAGGUGAUCGAGAAGCGGCGGAGGGACCGCAUCAACCGCUGCCUGAACGAGCUCGGGAAAACCGUCCCGAUGGCCCUCGCCAAGCAGAGCUCCGGGAAGCUGGAGAAGGCGGAGAUCCUGGAGAUGACCGUCCAGUACCUCCGUGCGCUCCACUCCGCAGACUUCCCCCGCGGGAGGGAAAAAGGCGAGCUGCUGGCAGAGUUCGCCAACUACUUCCACUACGGCUACCACGAGUGCAUGAAGAACCUCGUGCACUACCUUACCACCGAGGACCGCGCCGAGACCAAAGACAUCAAGUACGCGCGCAUCCUCGCCUUCCUGCAGUCCAAGUCCCGUGCGGUCACCGACCCCCUGUUCGGCUCGUGUCCCGCCGGCUCACCGACGACGACGUGCGCCGAACGUCCCGUGGAGUACCUCGGCCCACUGCACUCGUCCCCGGAGCACCAGGGACACAGCCCGCAGACAGACUCGCUCUACCAACAGAGUCCCCCUCCGGGACACUUCUCGUGGGCACCCUCGGCGCGCAGUCCGACCGUCUCUUACCCGCCCGUGGCCCUCUCGGCGCCCACGUCUUCUGGGGCCUUCACACGCUACGGGCGGUUCUACUGGUGUGAGGGGCUGGCCUGA